Messenger RNA from Eupeodes corollae, 1253 nucleotides. RefSeq names its product probable malonyl-CoA-acyl carrier protein transacylase, mitochondrial (gene beg). Gene Ontology annotation, molecular function: transferase activity. The transcript is spliced from 2 exons. NCBI's taxonomy places the organism in Eukaryota, Metazoa, Arthropoda, Insecta, Diptera, Syrphidae. Bases 89 to 1168 code for a protein of 359 amino acids. The record is from RefSeq and is a predicted model, not a curated record.
CAUCUGACAUUUGAUAAUCUUUUCACCGGCCUCGAAGGGGCAUGUUGUCUUUUUUACAUAAAUAACUUUAAAUAAAUUAAAAUACAAAAUGAUAAGAACGAAAGCGAUUUCCAUUUUAAAUUUAACAAGUCAAAGAAGCUUUCAAAAAAGUCGUCAUUUCAUAUUGACCUGCCAAAAUCACAUAGAAUCUGAAAUACAAGCAGUGCCAAGUUUACAGCCCAGAGAUGCGUCAAUUGUUCUAUUUCCUGGACAAGGAGCACAAUAUGUUGGCAUGGGAAAGGAUCUAUUGCGUUUCCCAGAAGCCCGUUCAAUAUUCCAGUUGGCGAAUGAAGUUCUAAAGUAUGACCUCCUAAAAGUCUGUCUUGAAGGCCCCAAAGAAAAGUUGGACUCAACGGAAUUCGCCCAGCCUGCUGUCAUGGUCACAUCACUAGCUGCCUUAGAGCAGCUCCGAGAAGAACGUCCAAAAGCCAUAGACAACUGCAUGGGAACAGCUGGCUUCAGUUUGGGCGAGAUAACUUCGUUGGUCUAUGCAGGUGCCAUACCUUUCGAUAAGGCCCUCAAAUUAGUGCAAGUUCGAGCCACUGCAAUGCAAGCUGCCUGUGAUCAAGUUAAAAGUGGAAUGAGCAUGGUCAUAUUCGGUCCAGACUCCGAAAUCAACGAAGCCUGCAAUCAGGCAAAGCAAUGGUGUUUGGAAAAAGGUCUAGAAAAUCCAACAUGCUGCAUUGCCAAUUACCUUUAUCCACAUUGUAAAGUGAUAGCUGGAAAUAUCGAAGCUCUCGAGUACCUAGAGAAGAAUGCAAAGAAUUUCAAAAUACGCCGAAUGAAACGCAUUGCUGUCAGUGGAGCAUUUCACACACCAAUUAUGGAAUCUGCGGUCCAGCCAUUCGCAAAAGCCCUCCGAUCGGUAGAAUUGAUGGAUCCUUUGAUAAAGGUUUACUCCAAUGUCGAUGGGAAGACUUACCGAAAUGCAGAACAUAUCCGAAAACAACUUCCCAAACAGAUUGUAAAACCAGUUAAAUGGGAACAAGUCCUACACAUGAUUUACGGACGGAAACAGGGUACAGAUUUUCCUAGAACUUUUGAAUGUGGACCUGGUCGAGGUUUAAAUCAGAUCUUGAGCAAAGUCAAUGCGAAAGCACACAACUCUGCAUUUAAUGUCGAAGCGUAGCAUGGUAAAAAUUUAAUAAAAUAUUUUAUAAAAUAAAUAUAAAUAUUAAAAUCCCGUUAAAUUGUUAUUAAGAGGGCUGGGGUUG